GACUAUAGCUAGCGGAACAGGGCACUACAGCGUGGAGAACCAUUGACCUCUGAGGCCUGCUGAUUCGCGUCACAAACUUCUGGGCGAAUCGAGAAAGAACUCGACUUGAGAAGAUUACGAGAGUGGGCAACAUAUCUGUGACAUUCGCCCCGAAACAUAAUCCCUUUAUAAUUUAUUUAAUUUCCCUCUUGUUUCGAAACACUCGAUCGCUGGCUUUAGCUCGACGUAAGACAGUGCUUUUUUAAAGGUAAAAGAAUCAUAGUUGUUGGUGUUAUCUCUAUUGAAACGGAUGUCGCAAAACACUGGAGCGCAUCGCCGAGGGCUCUGUGAACAGGGAAGACAGAGGCGAGCAGAAAGCAUCGAUGACGUCAAACACACACAAAUCCGAAUCUACGUAAAUCUUUAUUCUGGGAAAUAUCGCAAACGAAGAGCUUGAGUCAGCCCUGAAAAGAAAGAACUUUCGCAAGAAGGACAGAAAUGUAUAUUGCGCCAAGACAUUAGGUGGAUGUAAAUGACAAUAUAACCACCUUUUCGCCUUAAGGCCCUUUGAAUUGAAAAAUUCUUUCCAAUAUUAUUCUUGACAAGAGUUUCUAACCGCACUUCAGAUGUUGCUCACUAAGCUGAAAGCUUCAACGAUUCAAGCGCGCUGAAGCAAGUCCGGACGCGUUCGCAUCGAACAUUUAGUACUAGCAAGGACACAAGUUUCUUUGCAAACAGAAAACGAAUUUGUCUUUCAUGAUUCGCUCAAAAACACCUGAACCAAUCACGCAGCUGACGGGCCUUCCAUUGUGGUUUUAUUCUUUGUUCAGCUAAUAAAUGAAAAGUGAAAUUUUAAUUACUUCCCUCGACGUUGUCACUCGUUAUAUUGGAACAGUGUUCGUGGAAAUUUGCCUGGAGUUAGCUAGGCAGCCUAUGACAUAUUGCAUCAAUUAGCUAAACCGACUGGCUCGCCACUAAAACCGCCGAUAUACACUUCUACUUGCAUCCUAGCCAAUGAAGCUCUCACGUGGUUUCGUUUUCCACUAUGGGGGCAGCUGCGCUAGCAGCCUUUAGCUUGAGCUUUUGUCACGAAAACGGGUAUAUGGCCGCCACUGAAAAGAAAGACGAAGGAAAUAAUUUGUGAAAUUAAUCAUGGCAUUGAGUCGUGGGCUUGGCUGCGAACAAUGGUAUUAUCAUUGAAAUGUGAGGGUUAGUUUCUUUUAUAUGCAGAACCCUCUUUCAGGGUGGCUAAGCCAAACAUGCAAAUGACGUGUCAGACCAGCCAUAGAGUUGAUAAACUGGCCUCCAAAACGGACCGACCACACGCCCAAAGAUAAUUUUCAAAACAACGCAACUGCUUCGCCAUACAGGCAGACAAAGUGGUCAAAAAUUUACAUCUAAAAAGGUCGCUCGUUAGUAUUGUAAACACGACUAUAAUUGUUAUACAUCACUCAGUCCGGUCUUGAGAAAUAAGCCCAAACGCGGCACGUUUCAUUAAUAUUUAACGCAAUUCACGUGACGUCAUCCAUUUGAUAAAUGCGUAAUGAUGCUGACCAUUGAGAAGACUAAUGGCCGACCUUAGGGAGUCGGACAUUAGCAAUACGAGCACCAACUUAUUGAGACUUUUGGCGAUAUUGGUCCGCACAGCUGCCAAAUGGCCUCGUCAAACACGCCUUCCCAUUCGUCUCUCGACCAUAAAGUCUCAAGUACUUUGUUUUGAGCUUGUUUCCCGGCGAAUUAGGAAACUACUCGCACUAAAAAAGUGUUUGAGAAGUAUCUUCACACAAAUACGAAGAGACUUUCGACAGUUCUUGCCAAUUAGAAAGAAAGAGAAAUAAAGUAAAGGCAGUUAUCAUGACAAGUUCUAGAUGCCCGUUUUGAAUAUGAAUAGCAGGUCUUAAUCAACAGAACGGCACCGCUAACCUAUUCAUUAUUUCUGUAAACUUCUGGACUGAAAAUAAAACACGGAAAAUAAAACAACUGAAAGACUGUGAACUGAUAUGCGAAGCUCUGUUAGGAUAUCACGACAAUACUCCACCAAUCACUGAACUUCAGGGCCGGCAUAAAACAAGUGAAGAUCUGAUUAUUCUUUCCUUCGCUUGGCCGAUAUUUUGUUCUUUAUUUAUUCGUGAGAUGACAGAAAGAAACAAAAAGCUGGCUUGAUUGUACUCUUUGCCUUUUCCAAACACUCGUCAAAAACCAUGGAAACCGCAAUUACUCGUGAAAGAAUGAUCAAAAUGAAGAUGUUGCCUGCGGUGUUGAAUCAACUACUGCUUUCAAACACUUCGACACAACAUCUAUCUUUUGUGAUGAGCUUUCAUAUAGCUAGAAUCAUUCAUAAGCACGCCUCUCUGAAAGCAAGACUAAUCCAAAGUUUGCCCGUGGUGUCGUUCGCGCGUUCUAAUUCGCUACCACGUUUUCCGCGCGGGAUUUCCGAUAACGAUCAAAGCUUUAGCGAAGCAGUUAAUCUCAAGAUGCUAAAACGGAAAACAUAAAAGACACACCCAAUGUAACAACUUCCUUGCCAACAGAUCGAGCGAUGGAGCUAGCCAAGGAAAGUCAACACAACUAUAUACACUAGUAACGUUAGCUUCCAAUUGUUUAAAAAAAUUCAAAAAGCUGUCUUAACAACGUCAGAAUUUGCUUUGAAACUGAGAUGGUACAAAGGCACGUGACCGCAGACAGUAUCAGCUUAUCUGUAUUUUAGGAACUGAUUUGCACUGAAUAUGGAGUUCAUGUCCGAUCUCAUUAAAUAUAUACCCAUUAAGGUGCUUGUCUGUCGUUGCGAAAUAUACAUAUGUGCACAAAAUAGUUGCUGGUUUGUUAACACGACCACUAGGACAAUCACGGCUUGUUCUGAUUGGCGGAGAAACAUUUCCCUUCUUUAGAGGAACAUUUCAGGAAAGCCAUCGGAUUCCAAGAGAGGCAGUUAAGGUUUUUUAUAGGGCUCAAUUUCGAACUAAACCAACAUUACUCGUCAAUACAAUACUGAUAUAUUUGACUUGCUCUGGACACCUUACUUGGGAAAUUGAUCCAACAUUGAAUGAUAUAUUUGAUGGAAAUUUCUUCAAAAAUACCCGUAUAAAAAUAUGUUGACUGAGUCAUUUCACGUCCUUUAUCAUAGAAGUCAACGCAAGCUGAGAGCUGAGCGAUGUUGUUUGAAAAGAAACGAUUUGCAAAUCGUGAAUCGUCCAAGUGCUUACUAAGCCAGUUAUCUUUUCACAGUGUACACGUAUUCAGUUUUCUACCAUUACUGGAUAUGACGACUGGCUUUACGACAAAGCAUAACACCUUCAACUCUUCUACUGCGGUUUCGCGGCAAUCCAUGGCAUUUCCUCGAAACAUAGAGUUCAGGAUGAAGACAAUUCAAACGAAGCCUAACAAGCUUUCGGUGUCCCCGCUUAAAUGACAAACUCUACGUAUUACUAUUAUCUCGUACUUGUAUUGCAGUGAAAAAUACUCCUUUUUGAGUCCGCUUCUCUCUCAUUUUGCUCAUAAUUUCAGUUUUUUUCCGAAACUAAGAUCUGAACGCAACAUACCAAGGUUUGAUAGUGAAGAUCUCAAAAGAGGAAAAAAAUACAAGUGCGUCUGCGACGUGUUGCACACGUUUUUAAGGCCAUAAAAAAACUUCGGUACAUAUGCUACUCAGAAUUUGCGGAGUGAAUGGAAAACCUGUCUUGUGUAAUUUCACGAUCUAUUGGAUAUGGUUCUAAUUUAAUAACUGAUGCUGGUGAAAGGAUUAGUUGCAUUCCCCUGUUGGCAUGUUAUUCCGGGUGUUAUAUAUAUAGUUCUAAUCCACUCAACAAUAUCUUCACCCCACCGACCCUCUCCCCGCCGCCCCCAGUCCCCGUCCCUCGCGGUGAACCCUGUAAAGUCGCCGGAAUGGGUGAUUGUCAUCCCCCACACUACUGCUAGUCUGUUUCUAAAGACAACAUAUCUUCAAGCAACGCGAGUGAAACUCAAACUCGAGGAUUUUUCACUUUCGAUUGUCAAUCGGAUUAGACUUGAGUAGCGGUACUCUUGAUCUGUCGACCUUUCGCGCCGAAAAAUGCACACCACGACGGAAAAGCGCACAUGUAUUCUGGUUUUGUUGACACUUAACAAAAAAGAACAAAGCAACACAGCCUGAAGACGAAUGGCUCUGCUAGCUGAUAUUUCUUUAUAUCUUGAUAAUUCUAUUCCGAGAGGUUUUAGGGUUUGAAAUACCGUAGCAAACAUAUUUGCGAUUUAUAUCUCUUGAUAUAAUAUAUUAAUCUCGCCUUUAGCAGCGUGUUUUGCAUUCUGUUGCUUUUCCCAGAUGCUAAAACAACGAUAAUGAUAUCGUGUUUGACAGUUUUCCUGUUUGGUAGUGUGAAAUCUUGUUGUUCCUCUGACAUUUUUCACAUUUCAACACCAAUACGCGGAAAACACUAAGGAUAUUUUUGUUCAUGAUAAGAUGCUUGUGUUUCAAGUCUUAAUUCUUUCAGUGGAAUUAUCUGGAUAAGGCAAACAGCACGUAUUCGGUUGAAAAUUCAAUUGUCUUACUGCCUAAAUAACAAUGUCAACAAUAUGCCUCACAUACCAAGGACUCAUCUACGUAAAAAACAGCUUUAUAAAUCAAAAACAAUAACAGAGACAACAAAGCGCCGAGUCUGAAAGAGUAUUUGUUUUUGACGGAAUGAAAUAAACAGCUAUCAUCGUGACAGCGGUUAUUGGACAGCAAUAUUCUUUUCAUGAAAUCACUGUACGUGCGUGACGCUACGUAACAGGAUGCCCCCGCUUCCAGCAUCACUACUUCCGGUAUGUACACUAUUCCGUGGUUCUUAUUGUACAGCGGAAUAACCGUGACGUGACGUCAUUCCAACAUGGUGGACGAACGUGGUCUGAGUGUAAACAAGGCCAAUCACCACGAAUUGGAGAGAAUAUCACUAAUUUCUAACGCUGAAAAACUUCGAAUUCAUCUUUUAAACCGUACAGAGCCGAUAGUUUUUGAUGGCGCAGCUAGACAAUGGACGUGUUCGCUAUGGACACCGGAAUUUCUUGCUUCCGAAGUCGGCGAUCUUCGAACCAGGUUUCGAUUUUGUUCGAGAGCGAACUCGUCCGCGAAUGAACCUAGUCCUUACAAGAAAGCGAUCAUGGAGACAGAUUGCGAAUUCGAGGAAGCAAGUUUUGGCGAGUUUUUUCAAUGGUUGAAUGGCAACAUUGAUAGGUCGGGAAGUUUGUCGCGUUUCCAAAGACAGGACUUUUGGUGCUAUGCCGAUUACAAACACAUGGCCGAAUUAUUCAAAGAUUUCCCACACUUACGCCAUGCUGUUAACUGGAGCUGUUUUGGUUUUCCUGAAAGAAGUGGCGAUGAAUCAACAAUAUGGAUUGGAAGUGCUGAAGCAUCAACACCCUGUCAUAUUGAUACGUACGGCUGUAAUUUAGUAGCACAGAUUUAUGGCACAAAGAAAUGGACUCUCUUUCCACAGAGUGAAACACCCAACUUGUAUCCAACCAGAAUUCCUUAUGAGGAAUCCAGUGUGUUUAGUCAAGUUAAUGUAACUAAUCCAGAUUUGAGAAGAUUUCCGGCCUUUGCAACUGUGGUUCAAUAUGAGGUAAUUCUUCAGCCUGGUGAUGUUUUAUUUGUCCCCAAGAAAUGGUGGCACUAUGUUGAGUCAUUAGAAACAUCGAUUAGUAUUAACACGUGGAUUGAACUGGAAAGUGAUCAUAUUGAAAGAGUCAAAGAAGCAAUGAUCAGAACACUGAAAUCAAAUGGAAUCAAGUGUUCACUGUUAUUAGAAGUGGUCAACAAAAAUGUGGUGUGUGCCUUGAAGAAAGAGGAUGGGGCUGCUGAAGUAACAUGGGUGAACCCAUCAGAAGAAAUUGGAACACAUAGUCAGAACAUGGGCUACUUACAUCAGGCAUUAACUGCUGUAAAACAUAAGGCAAACCUGGAUGGAAGACAACAGAGAGAGACUGAUAAAAAUAUAAACAUCCCACUGUCUACUGAUGAUCUUAUAAACUGCAUAACAACUCCAGAGGUCAUCAAUGAAAUGACUGUUCAAGUCCUCCAUAAAAUUGGGAUUUCCCAAACAAGUGACUUGCCACUGGAAUCUUGGCCAACACAGGAUAAAAAGACAGUACCACCAAGUAAAGAUAACUCUGAGAGGCCAUGUCAUGGCUGUGGCACUUGCCAGGUUGAUCAAUCGGUGGAGACCCAGUCAUCUGAUGAAUGGAAAAUUCAUUUAAGGAAUCCCCCAUGUAAAAGAAUCUGUAUAGAAAGGGGAAGCAAUAAGGAAUAAUAAUAUUGAAGUGAUGAACUUGAGUAUUGUUAGUUUAAUAAUGAAUCAGGUAUUAUUAAUAUUUAAGUUAUUGUUUGUUCACUGGGUAGGAUUCUCCUAAUAAAAUGCUUAAAAUUAA
Molecule: messenger RNA, 6360 nt
Organism: Orbicella faveolata
Lineage: Eukaryota; Metazoa; Cnidaria; Anthozoa; Scleractinia; Merulinidae
Product: HSPB1-associated protein 1-like
Source: RefSeq, a predicted model, not a curated record